Molecule: messenger RNA, 4343 nt
Organism: Rhipicephalus microplus (southern cattle tick)
Lineage: Eukaryota; Metazoa; Arthropoda; Arachnida; Ixodida; Ixodidae
Molecular function (GO): protein binding
Source: RefSeq, a predicted model, not a curated record
UGUAAAAAAAAAAGAGAGAGGCACAGCUAGGUUGCCAUAAAGGUGUUGCAUUGGUAUACAUCAGAAACAAAUAUUAAUGUGGCCAGGGACAAGAACUUAAGUAUUGUUGAGCACAGUCACAUAAAUUGCAGCAUGUCAAGGAGCAGCAGAGACUCGGUCUUUUUGUUCAUGACGAGGGAGUGGGCUGCAAUGUGCUUAAGCGCAUUGCAGGCCACUUCAUGUGAAUAAGUUGGGAAAGUUUCAGAAAACCUAGGUGUGAUGUUAAUGGUGUGUUGGAAUGCAUACUGAACAAAUAAUUUCAGACUGGAAAUACUUGUAAUCUGCUUGAAUAAGCAAAGGCUUGGGAAAGUUCGAGCUUCUGAUUAUACGUCUUUUACAUCCUUGAAUAUAAAACUGUCUAUGAACUGUGACGCACAUCCACUAUGGGGAAUUUCAAUAUGGUUCCAAGACUUCCCUCUUUUCCUUUCACUGGUCCCCUCACAUAGGUUUCAUGCCACCUCACCUAAAGAUAAACUAGCACUAUCUCUCUACAGGACAAGUUUGCAUAGUUGGCCAGUCACUGGUCUAGUUUCAGUUUAUUUGCUUCCAGGUAAAACAUAGAUGCUUACAUAUGCAUACAGGGGGAUUUCAAUAGUUCUUGCAUGAAUUGCAGUUGGAAGCCAAUGUAUGACUUUCAUUUAUUAUUCUUAUGACUUGUUAAAGCUGAGUAGUAGUAGCCCAAUGCAGAAAGCUGACAGUUUUCUUCAAGAUGGGUUGUUCAUAGAUGCUAAUGCAUACUCUUGCAAGUUACUCGGUAACAGUUGUCAAAUAGGGUGUUUUUUGCAAGGCUGAUAGUUGCUUUUCUUAGCAUACACCCAGUAUUGAUUAGCAGGAUUAUUCAUGAAUUAUGUCCUGAUAUCAACAUGCAACCAAUAGUUAUACUUAAUUUACCACAAAUCUUUGUGGCAUCCAUGGGCUGAUGCAUUAGUGCUCCACACAUAGUCAUUUUAUCUUGAAGUAUAUGGCUACAGCAAAUAUUAAUAUACUGGAGAUACAUAACUUGAAGGUUACAGCAUCUGAACCUCUUUUGCUGAUUUAGGUGGGUUCCAUCCAACACCAGGAAAACACUUGUUGCAGAACUAGAAUGAAAGGGCUUCGCGAAUAUAGCUUUACUGCACUGCGGCAAACGUAGAGCUAUAAUUGAUGUCAAGGAAACCGUGAUCGUUAUCCGCGCCAAAGAAUGAUGCCGAAGGACACUGGGCGACAUUGAGACUCCUCAUAACAUUAAGGAAUUAUACAACAUUUAAAAUAACGCUAGUGAGAACACAGCGAGCACUUUAGUGCUUAGCUCACACUUGCAAAAGAAAGCACGUUUAGGUACUGAGCACGACCUUUCAACAAUCUGUGCACAAACGCCGGUAAGGUUUGCAGGCACGUGAGGCUUGCCACGCUGUUACCAUCUCUUUAAAACUUGCACAAAGCAAGAGUCCACACUUCGCAGCUUUUUAGUUCGAAAGCAGUCCGGCAACGCGAUGUCCCGAUGCGGUGCGGUCAACCGUAACUUGCGCACCAUCCUGCAACCUUUUUUUUUUUGCUUUUUUUUUUCUUUCGUUUAGGCACUGCCCCGGCGACGACGCUCGCUGUGACCACCACCCAACUCUUAGCGCCAUUCCGUUCUCUUGUUCGCUGUAGCAGCGGACCGCUGUGUUCGGUUAUUUGGCCAGAGAAUUUGUUGAGUUUGAAGCCUGUUGAAGCCGCUCGAAGAAAUAGCGGAGAUAAGUGAAAAGGAAGCGGACAUGGGGUUGUGAAGGGGGGAGGUUGUUCUGUGGGGAGGUGCUGCUGUGUUCUCGCUAAAUCUCGCCGGCAGCGACAUUCCAGCGCCACUGCGCGGGGAGCUGAAAUUCUGUCUUUCACCUCUUGUAAUUUAUAAACUUAUCGAUUGGAGAGAUUUUUCCAUUGGUGAGUGAAUACGUGUUGUUCGUUAUUCACAAGUAAACCGCGCGUGCACCAAGAGCUCUUACAACGAGUGCCCCCAGUUGUGCUUCGCGCGCUCCAAGACGGUCAAGUGGAAGCUGUCACCCUUCAUACUGUUAGGUGUUGUGAUGAAUGAGAACAUGCUUUCGGACUGCGAUGUUCCGCAGCAAAACGAUGGUCUGCCCAGUAAGCGUGGACGCAUCGGUCGUAGAGACUGGCUGUGGGGCCACGUUGCUUGAAAUGCUUGCAAGCAGAGUAAGCGGAGUGCUGCAGUGCGAGAUGGACUUGCGCCGCGAGGGUCGUGCUCCAUUGUAGCAACAGCGUCCGAGUGGCCGCGCGCGCGCGCGCUCCCGCGCCCGCCUGUGCUGGCCGCCGUCAUGAUGGCUUGCCCGAAAGUGAUCCUGGCCAAAAGUACUGCAGCCGUCGGGGGUCUGCCCGCAGGCGGCCCACUGGGGCAGCCGGCGGCUAUGGCCUUGCACACGUCUGCUUUCUGUCCCAUCAACAACGUCGACUUGAAUAGAGUGGUCGCGCCGCCGCUGGCCAACUACACCAUGUCCUAUGUGCAGCCUGCUCUGUUCAGCAGUACUUCGAGCUAUCCAAGCAAGUACGACGUGUUCCAAGUCCCAGGAGGCACACUCGUGGUCCCACGAAGUGCAGAUCUCACGAGUUACCUGGCACCGCCGCCUCCACCACAGCAGCUCUUCUACUCGCCGCUGUCCUUGCAACCACAACCCUCGCACUAUGCAUUCUUGAGCAACACGGCUGUGCAGGCGCCGCCGUUGGUGCCCUUCAGCUUGCAGCCGCCCGAACAACCAACAUUCCCAUCGUUUGUGAACAACGCUUUUGUGUCUAAUACGAACUACGUAAGUCCUCCGGAGCCGCUCCCAUCAUACGGUUCGGCGCCUUCUAGCGACCUCUUCCUUACGAGUGGAACUCAGUUUCUACAGCAGCCAGAGCUAUUUCCUAAAGUCUACCCAGUGCUGGAAACCAAGCAGGAACCACCUGAGCCAGUCAGCUAUGCAGCACCACCAACAACGCCUUUUGAGAGCUUCCAUGGGGAUACCAGCACAAGCCCGGUGCCAUUCUCGACCAGUGGACCAUACACUAGCCCAAAGUCACUGCCGUUCCCCAAGACAGGCCUUCCCGCACCUCGACCUAUCUUGGCACGUGCUAAGGAGGCCGCCACCCCGGUAGCGCCAGUGCCAUCGUUACCAGCAACAGGGUUACUGUCGCCGCCGAGGCCCCUGCAAAGAACGUUUGAACCCGAUGCAAGGUUUUCGUUGAGUACUCUAAGGGCAGAGCCUGAACUACCGCUCUGCCAUGGUGAGGAGACGCGACUGUGUUUCGGUUCCCCACCGUUGUCUGCUUCCUCUCUGUCCAGCUUGGACAACACUAGCACUGCGGACACUGCCCGGGUCACACUCACCGACUCGUCCAGCACCAUUGAGUUUCCCCCUGUGGAAGUUAGUUUGCCCGAAGAUUCUUUGCGCCCCUCCCUUCCCACAACACCCGUCCCAGUGUCAAUACUUACCACACCACCACCGUCAACAGCACCACAAGACCUUGCGGUGGACAAAGUGCAUGAUGUGUAUGCCUUUGAAGUUAAUUCAGAUGAAGAAAGUGGAGUACCAAAGUUCAAGUUUCAAAAGAGACAUGAGGUGGCCAAGUACUGUUAUGCCGGCAGUGCUCGCACACAGCCUUUCAGACGCCGCGGCAGUUAUGAUCUGUUUGACUUUUUGGCAUCAGUGCAUCGCAAGGCGCCAACACCAGAGCUUCACUGCAAGGAUGAAGAAACCGAUGAGUGUAUCCAGAGACGUCGAAGCAUACAGGAUAAGGAACUAGCUACAAUAAUCAGCUUCCACUGCCUUAAAGACAGUGCCAAGGCCACAGUGGGUGUUUACCGUUCAUUGAUCCAUGGACGAGGGCUUUACUCCAAACGGGACAUUGACGCUGGAGAAAUGGUGAUUGAAUAUGCAGGACAGGUAAUCAGGUCAGUAUUGACAGACAAACGAGAACGUCUGUAUGAGAGCAGAGGCAUCGGCUGUUAUAUGUUUCGCAUUGAUGAGGACCAAGUAGUGGAUGCCACAACCCAUGGCAAUGCUGCCCGUUUCAUUAAUCACUCCUGUGACCCCAACUGUUACUCCAAAGUGAUUUCAGUGUUUGGUCAGAAGCACAUCAUCAUAUAUGCACUACGAAAAAUUCACAAGGGUGAGGAACUGACUUAUGACUACAAAUUUCCAAAGGAAGACGUGAAGAUUCCCUGUUCAUGUGGUGCCCGCCGUUGCCGCAAGUUCCUCAACUGACCAAGGUGCCUUCUCCUAUGUGCCCGUGUGACCAUUCCUCUUGUAUAUAUCGCUUCCAUGUCAGUAAAACUUCUUCAAAUAUGGUUA